Messenger RNA from Toxotes jaculatrix (banded archerfish), 3055 nucleotides. RefSeq names its product proline-rich transmembrane protein 4. The transcript is spliced from 2 exons. The record is from RefSeq and is a predicted model, not a curated record. Lineage: Eukaryota; Metazoa; Chordata; Actinopteri; Toxotidae. The coding region runs from base 43 to 2955 and encodes 970 amino acids.
CUACAGCAUGUGACUUUGCAGUGGAGUUUACGGACCUUCACCAUGCUGUGGAAUCUUUAUCUUCUCUUCCCCCUCUCCUUGCCUCUCUCAUUUCAUGUCAUAGCCUCAACCGGAGAAAAUGUCAAGGAAACACAACAGCUAGACACGGACACAGCAGUGCAGCAUCUCACACAGCCCUCACAGAGACCUCAUAGAUCUGAAAUAGCACUGGUGAAUCCCAUAUUUGGACCCGAGAAUGUUGACUUCCUGGGUCUAUCUUUGAGUUGGCCCUUGUCAUCAUCUGAGGAAUCAGAUAGACAAGGUGUGAUUGGCGAAUACACCGAUUUACAGGAGAGCACAGAGACAUCUCUUUUAUAUCCUCAUGAGAAGGGACUUUUCAUAUCCAGACCAACAGAGAGUGCUACAGAAGAUGCUACCUAUGAGGAGAGUACACAACCAAAAAAGUCUUCAUCAGGAGCAGUACCACCUCAACCCAAGCAGGAGCAAACAUUCAAGUAUCAGCCAGCUGAGACCAGCACUGGAUCUGUAUUGCAUUCCACACAGACUGAAAAGAAGCAGCUAACUUUCCCCGCCUUGCAGAAUGAGACGACUGAUAGCCACUUACCUUUUCUUAUGUCUGGCUCACUUCCAUCAGACAGACCAGACCAGGACUCAACUUCACCGCUGUCUGCUGGACCUGAACCCAGCCUUGAGUACACCACUCCACCCGUAGCAACGGGCAUUUGGGGAUGGACCACAGACCCUUCUGUUACCACACAGGGAAAGACACAAGAGGAGACUGUCCCAGUGAAAGUCAAUGUUACAGACCAUGCUUUACACAGAGGAGCUGUCAGCAUGGAGACAGGAAAAGAAGACUUCAGGGACGAUGGCCUGCAUGUCUCAAAGACCAAUGGCACACUUUUGCGUGAUGGUAACAUGGACACAUCUGCCACACCCUGCAAAACAACCAACCAGACCUGGACUCCCGCCUACCCAGAUGAUUUUACUCCCAGCGAGUCCAUGCACCCUGCUCUGCCUCUGAGCCCUGCCCUGUAUGUACCUCUGUAUUCAGACUGGAACUCUGCCCUCGCCACAUGGGGAUUUGCAUGGGAAGCUCACAUUUAUGGCCUGGGUUCUGUCUUCACUGCAUUUGGCCUUAUCUCUGUGGUCUGCCUGUUAGGCCUUCCCCUGCGGUGUCCCCCAGGAAGCCCCUACUUUACUCUCCUGCACUUGUUCCUCCUAGCAUUUGCAGGGAUCCAAGCUUUCAGUUUGCUCUAUGAUGCUUACAGUCACCAAGAUCGUCUUCCCCCUGUGGGCUCUCUUCUGCUCUCUGAGUUGCCCUUCCCCUGUUUGAUCUCAGCCUUCUCCCUGGCCUUCCUCCUUCUUUCAUUGCGCUCACGCAUGCGUCUUUCACUCCCACUUGCUAUUUCCACUUCAUUUUCAGCCUUGCCCAAACCUCGCCUGUUACUGUGUGUGUCCCUGCUGCAUUUUGGAGUUGCUCUAGGAUGUGUUGGCUUGCUCCAGCUCUUCCAAAACCUCCCCACCAUGAUCCUGCUGUUCCCUCAGGGUCUGUUUGUGUGUCUCACCGUCUUUCUCUCAUGCUCCUACCUCAUCUUCUACUGCUUAAUACGAGUCGACACUAAGCACAUCUACAGGCUGAAUGACAAUGGAGAGAGUGGAGGAUCCCCUGAAGUGAUGCCACCCGCAAAGUGUCCUUUUGCCAAAGUGGAGGACUGGCAUAGAGCAGCAGGAGCUGGAGUAGGAGCUUCGUUGUGUUUGUUGGGGUGUGGCGGCCUACAGCUUUAUGGGAUCCUGCACGCUCUUGGUUUAGGUGGGGUUGAUGGCUAUGGGUUCCAGCCCUGGUCUUGGUGGGGAUACCAGGUGGGCUGCAGACUCUGUGAGGUUGGGGUGUGUCUAGGUUUGUCCCUUAUUGGCACACACCCUCUGUUCUGUCACAACAACUCUUCAAUCAAGACCAUAACUCACCCUCGGCCAGGAUCUUGGUCCCGCCUCUCCUGCAGCUCCCCUUCACGAGGGCUUACCCUGCCCUCUCACGAAGGUGCAAAUUCUCCCGUCCUCUCCUCACAUGAUUCGUGGUCUCAAGGUAAGCAGGAAAAGCUGGUGGUCUGUGAUGUCAUCACUAAGGGACAGUCAGAGGCUCUUCCUCUUUGCUCAAUGGUGGAUCCUCCUGGAAAUGGGCUAGAUUGUUUCCCAAAAUCCAGCCAAACACGGACUACUCUACUACCUCUACCUACACCCCCAAGCCCACCUCACAAGCCUAAAAAUGCAGCUGAGUCUCAGCUAUCAUCACUGGAUAGCUUAGGUCUGGAGACUGACUCUACUGUGGACCUGCGCCCCCCAUCUCCCAUAGACUUGUCCCGCAGCAUUGACCAAGCUCUGUUCAGUGAGGCCCUAUUCUCUCACAGUAUCUUUGGUUUGCCAAGGCUGUUCCAUGCUUCUUCAAGCCAUUCACUGAGCUCUCCUAACCAAGGUACAGCAAAGCAAGGGCCCAGUUCUGUGGAAAAUGCCUUAUACCGAACCUCUUCCUGUGGAGACGUGGAUCAAGAGAAAACCCUGCCCAGUUCAGGCUCUUGCCAGCCACAUGGCUCUUUGAUAUCUCACAGCAAGACACCAGAGCAAUGGGAUUGGAAAGGCAGUGUCUCUGGCUCGACCCAGGGUCUGUGCAGCAAUCCCAAGGAGACAGGAAAGCUGCGCUCACAUUCUUGGGCCAACAGAGGGCAAAACUUUGCUCAGCACAGCCUUCCACGAGCAAUUCCUCACCUGUCUUACCACAGGCGUUACCGAACCCUGAGCUUAGCCUCUCGCGACAGCCAGGGUUCUGGCCGACUGGCAGGGACUAAACAACUGAGUGAGAGCAAACAGCUGGAAUGGGAUCUGGCUGUACAGGCAGAGUUUGUCAAUGUGUGCAGACAAAUUGAUGCUCUGAGUGUUUGCAGUGACACCAUUGAAUUGUAGGAAGUUUUAAAAGUCCAGCUGUGAUUGGAAUGCACAUAACAUUGUACAGAAAUAGCAGACUCUGGUUGUCUGCUUUAGAUUGUACAACAUAAAAGUUAUA